Messenger RNA from Monopterus albus (swamp eel), 2982 nucleotides. It is a transcript of the gene vwa2, whose product is annotated as von Willebrand factor A domain containing 2. The transcript is spliced from 14 exons. The record is from RefSeq and is a predicted model, not a curated record. The coding region runs from base 205 to 2544 and encodes 779 amino acids. Lineage: Eukaryota; Metazoa; Chordata; Actinopteri; Synbranchiformes; Synbranchidae. Gene Ontology annotation, molecular function: calcium ion binding.
AUCGCGGAGAAGCUGGUGUGUCUUUUUGUUGUCUGCGGCUGGACUCUGAUGUAAGGCGACAUGUCACGUCUGUGGAUGUGCUAUUUAUUAACGAGUUUAACAUUUUUGACUGGAGAACUAACGAAAUAGGUGCAACCUGCAGUAGCCAAUAGUUUUGGAAACUAUAAAGAAGCAACGCAUUUGUUUCGCAAGUGGUGUCUCAACAUGCACCCUGAUAUCCAUCUCUCUCUUUUCUUCACACUGCUGCUGCUUCAAGUCCGGCAAGGUGCCUCAGUGCAGGAGCUCCAAACCAGCCAUGAGAACAUUGUAAAGAUACAGUCAGCAGGAGAAAUGAUGCAGUGCUCAGCAGCCAUAGAUGUCCUCUUCCUCAUGGAUGGCUCUUACAGUGUGGGGAAGGGCAGUUUCGAGAGGGCCAAACAUUAUGUUAUCAAGCUCUGUCAAGCACUAGAUGUACGACCAGAGAAGGUACGAGUUGGUUUGAUUCAGUUUGGCUCCACUCCUUGGCUGGAGUUCGCCCUGGACUCGUACACGACCAAACAAGAGUUAAAGAAGCACAUAAAGAACAUAUCUUACAGAGGAGGCAGCACCCAAACAGGCCUGGCUCUCAAGUACAUCCUGAGGAAGGGUUUCCCAGGUGGGCGUAGCUCUUCCGCAGUGGCCCGCGUCGCCAUCCUCUUAUCAGACGGGAGGUCCCAGGGCAACACGGUGCAGGUGGCAGCACAGCUCAAAGAGACGGGCAUUGUCUUGUUUGCUGUGGGCCUUCACUACCCCAGGUGGGAGGAGCUUCAUGCUCUGGCCAGUGAGCCAGUGGAGAGCCAUGUCUUCUUCGCCGAGCAUGUCAACGACGCUGUCAAUGGCCUCUACACCACAUUGACCACCACCUCUGUUUGCAGUGCCACUCCUGCAGGCUGCCAGGUGGAGUCGUUUCCUUGUGAGAGGAGGACACUGGAGACAGUGAAAGAGCUGCAGGGGAAUUUCAUGUGUUGGAAAGGCUCCAAGGGGUAUUCCCCACACAUUUCUCUCUGUCCCUACUACAGGUACAACAGGGCUUACAAGAUGCAUCAGACAGUCUGCCAUCGCACCAUCUGUUCAGAGCCGUGUGAUUCUCAGCCCUGUGUGAACGGUGGAACGUGUGUAUCAGAAGGUCCAGAGAGCUAUCACUGCAUGUGUCUGCCUGGCUAUGGAGGGGACCCACACUGUGCACCCAUGUUAUCACUGGACUGCUCGGUGGAUUUGCUCUUCCUGCUAGAGGGCUCUGCCACUCUUACCUUGGAACACUUCCUCCACUUCACAUCCUUCUUAAAGCGCUUCCUGCAGACAGUGAUUGGGUCUGACAGCCCCAGUAAAGUCGGCCUGGCGGUGUUCGGUGGAGAGACUCGAGUGGAAGCCCAGGUUGGCGAGUUCAAGGGGGACCUGAUGGGUCUCCUUAAAGCCGUGGAGGUGCUUCAACAGAUAGGUGGUGAGACUCGGACAGGCCAGGCGCUUCACUAUGUCACACGUCAUGGCUUCGUGAGCUCACCGAUCUUUGCUGAUGUCACGGAUGACCUGCCUCGCGUGGUGGUGCUGCUCACUGCCACUUCUGCUGUUGAUGAAGUGUUAGAGCCUUCAAAAUAUGCACGGGACAGAGAAAUCUUCCUUAUUGGAGUGGGACCAGACACCUUAAAGGAGCAGCUGAAUAAUAUCACAGGAAAUCCCCAGAGGACUCUCACCUACAAAUCACCUGAUCAGUUCUAUGCCAAGGUGCCUGAGCUCAGGGCCAAGAUCUGCACUGUAGAUACGCAAGGUUGUCUUGGCCAGGCGGUAGACCUGGUGUUUGCCCUUGAUGCCUCAAGCGGUGUUGGUCGUGAUAACUUUGCCACAAUUCGUGACUUUGUGCGCAGCCUCACCGUCCAGUUUGACAUCAACCGCGAUGUGGCUCAAAUGGCACUCGUGGCCUACGGUCGGAGACCCAUCACAGUCUUCCACCUGGACACCCAUGAGACUGGGUCUGCUGUGAUCAAGGCAGUAGCUGAUGCGAACUACAUUGGUGGAGCGGCUUCGACGGGUGUGGCUUUACUCCACAUCCACUCCAGUGUCCUGACAGUGGCUAAAGGAGCACGGCCCGGAGUCAACAAGGCUGUGGUGGUGGUGACAGAUGGUUCAGGCGGGGAUGAUGCUGUCGUGCCAGCUCAGAAGAUAAGGAACAGUGGAGUUUCAUUGUUUGUGGUAGGUAUUGGAGAUGUGCAGAGAGAGCGGAUGCUGCAGAUUGCUGGUUCACAGGAUCAAAUCAUCUCAGUACCUUCUUAUGAGGAUCUCAAAUACUUUGAAGACGUGCUGGUGCAGAUUCUGUGUUCAGAGGUGAAGAAGCCAGUAAAUCUUUGCAAGCCCAACCCUUGUAUGAAUGAUGGGAUCUGCAUCUUGUCAGGAGGGAGCUUCCGCUGUCAGUGCCAGGGCUACGAAGGACCACACUGUGAAAUAAGAAGCAGCAGGCCUCCAUCCAGAGGAGAUCUUCCGAGGUCUGCUGGUCUAAGGACGAAGCGCAGGCAGAAGAAGAGCAACCAGUAGCAUCUCUACAAACUGCACUGUAGGAGAAAUGCUGCCUGACACACGAUACACACAUACUACAAUACAGAAACAAAUCACCUAGGGACACUCAUGAACCAAGGGAGUUUGUGGGUGCUCGCUGGUGUCAAGAGAAAACUAAUGCUGCUGUUUCAGUAUUUAAACUUUCACUCAGACUUCAACAAGUGCCGUCAAACUGUAUGCACCUAUACUGCAGUUUGAAUAGUUUACUAGUUUGUUGUUAAAUGUGUGAGCUAUCACUGUUGCACAAUUGUCUCAACAUGGUUCUUUGGUCUAUAUAAAGAUGUAAACUUUUAUAUUAUAAUGUAUAUCUGUGUGAUGAUUUCAUUAUUUUUAAUGUAUACUCCCCUCACCUCAACCAAAAAACACUAUAUGCCUUCCAAGACAUUUGCCAGACAUGCAUCCACUGAAUGAAUUCCC